AUGCGGCUCCAGGGCGCUUUCGACAACGAAGUUCACGUUGCUGUGCAGAAAUUCCUCAGCAACGGCGUUCCUGCGGAAGUGAACGACCUUUACACAGCGCUACAGCGCUCGAAUUCGUCCCUCAAGCGCAAGCAAAAGAAAGUAAUAAUAGCCAGCAUCGAGCGCGUGCUCGACUUUAUUGGAGUGGAAAACUCUCUCCCUGCCGAUGAUCCCGAAGCCUCUCUCGAGGCAAACAUCCCAGAAGACGACUCGGUGGCACAGCUCAUGAACAAGUCACUGAGAUCGAACUUGGCUCCCCCGCCAACACCCACCAUGAACGGCGACGACGCCGGGCUUAAGAAACGCAAGGCCAACGGAGAGUCGCUACCGAAGCGACAGAAGCGAGAAAAUGAAAGGCCAUCUACCGCGCCCCCAACAGGCCUUGGACUAGCUGAUGUCGCGGGACUCGACAAUGCUGUGCGACAAUUCAAGAAACUUUUGGUCGCUCCCAUGACGCUAUCCCACCGAUACAGAGACCUGUCUGCGCCGUUGACCAAGGGCAUCCUCCUUCAAGGCCCGCCUGGCUGUGGAAAAACUAUGUUGACUCGAGCAUACGCUGCGGAAGGAGGCUGGCCGUUCAUUGAGAUCUUGGGACCUUCAAUUGUCUCCGGCAUGAGUGGAGAAUCUGAGAAGGGCAUCAGGGAACGAUUCGACGAAGCAAAGAAGAAUGCGCCUUGCGUCAUCUUCAUCGACGAAAUUGAUGCAAUCGCGCCCAAGAGAGACUCAAGCCAAAGUCAGAUGGAGAAACGAAUCGUCGCGCAGCUUCUUGUGAGCAUGGAUGAACUAUCGACAGUAGAUGCCCCAAUCAUCGUCGUCGCGGCGACAAACCGUCCAGACAGUCUCGAUCCUGCUUUACGACGAGGAGGACGAUUCGGCACUGAGAUCAACAUCGGCGUACCCAACGAACAAAUGCGACAGUCCAUACUAGAAGCUCAGACGAGGAAGAUGCCUGUCAGUUCAGAUGUGGACUUCAAAAAGCUCGCAAAGAUGACCGCAGGCUACGUUGGUGCUGACUUGCAUGACCUUGUUGGCAAAGCUGUCACUCAUCGAAUGGACGAAUACAUCGAAGCUGUGGAGCAACAGGCUGUCGACCUCAAUCUGGUGGCCGAGGCACACGAAGGACCACAAGUAUCUCCCGCAGUACUAGGUGCACUGAGACUGAUCGCUCGCGGUAAAGAGCAGGGCGUGCCCGAACCCGAAGGCUUUGAGGACAUGUCUCUUACGAUGGACAAUUUCCUGGCGGUGCUGCCCGAGAUCACGCCGUCGAGCAAACGCGAAGGCUUCACCACGAUUCCCGAUGUAUCGUGGAAAGACAUUGGAGCCCUCGAAAAUGUACGGGAAGAACUGCAGAAUGCAAUUGUGGAUCCCAUUGAGAACCCCGAAGUAUAUGAGGCACAUGGUAUUGCAGCUGCAUCAGGUGUACUUCUGUGGGGUCCUCCUGGCUGCGGAAAGACACUACUGGCCAAAGCCGUCGCGGCAGAGAGCAAGGCCAACUUCAUUUCGGUGAAGGGGCCAGAGCUGCUCAACAAGUACGUCGGCGAAUCCGAGGCAUCCGUCCGCAAAGUCUUCCAGAGAGCCAGGGCCGGCGCUCCCUGCGUCAUCUUCUUCGACGAGUUUGACGCCCUGGUACCAAAGAGAGAUGGCACCAGCUCAGAAGCGAGUGCUCGAGUCGUCAACACAUUGCUCACCGAACUUGACGGCAUGAACGCCAGAGCAGGCAUCUACGUAAUCGCCGCCACGAACAGGCCCGAGAUGAUCGACGAGGCCAUGCUACGACCAGGACGACUAGGCUUGCCACUCUUUGUCGAUCUCCCCGGCGCACCAGAGCGCGUCGACAUUAUGAGAGCACUGACGAGGACCAAGCGAUGGACCUUUACAGACGAGAUGGCGACCAUCGUGCAUAGCAAGGACUGUGAGGGAUACAGUGGCGCGGAUUUGGGAGAACUGCUCAAGCAAGCGAUCAUGGCGGCUAUCCGUCAAAAGGUUUCUGUUGUCACUGCUGAGCACUUCGCUGCGGCGGUGAAGCGUAUUGGCAAAGGGUCGGUGAAGGAUAUGGCCCAGUAUUAUGCGCUGAACGAGAGGUUUGGACGGCCGUAA
Messenger RNA from Zasmidium cellare ATCC 36951, 2136 nucleotides. RefSeq lists its product as uncharacterized. Lineage: Eukaryota; Fungi; Ascomycota; Dothideomycetes; Mycosphaerellales; Mycosphaerellaceae. The coding region runs from base 1 to 2136 and encodes 711 amino acids. Gene Ontology annotation, biological process: ribosome biogenesis. The transcript has a single exon. The record is from RefSeq and is a predicted model, not a curated record. Gene Ontology annotation, cellular component: nucleus. Gene Ontology annotation, molecular function: RNA binding; ATP hydrolysis activity; ATP binding.